This is a messenger RNA of Chrysoperla carnea, 1442 nucleotides long. RefSeq lists its product as uncharacterized. The record is from RefSeq and is a predicted model, not a curated record. Lineage: Eukaryota; Metazoa; Arthropoda; Insecta; Neuroptera; Chrysopidae. The transcript is spliced from 2 exons. Bases 44 to 952 code for a protein of 302 amino acids.
UAAUAAAAAAUUAUUCAGCGAUAUAUUAAUACAAUUUAAAUCGAUGUUGAAGUAUAUGUUGUAUUUUUGUUUAGAAAAAUUACAAAUUAAAUUGAAAACUUUACAAAAAUAUACGGCAGACAUUUUAAUAACACCAGAUGACGUACAAGAUCUUGCAAUUUCAUUUAAUGUACCAACUGAAGCACAUUUCAAAACAUUACGAUUAAUCAGUCAAUCAAAUAUAAUUGACAUCAAACAUUAUCCGUUGCCGCGACAAGGAUUAACGAUACGACAAAUAUACAAUUUUCCUGGUGUGACAGUUAAAUGUCAAUUUACGGAUAUUGUAUUUAGUCGAACAAAUUUAUCCAGUUAUAAAUCCAGUGUGACAUUAUCAUCACGAAAAAAUCCAGUUGUGGUUAAUAAAAAAUUAAUUGGUGAUAAAAAAUUGAAACAACUUGAAGAAAAUGAAAAGGAUGUUGCGUUAUCAACGAAAUAUUUAAUGAAUUAUUUUCAAAGUGUGUUUGGAGCGUUUCAACAGGGUGAAAUAACUGGUGUUAAAUAUUUACGAGAUGUUUGUACAGAAUUUGUAAAGGAUAUUGUUUAUAUUAGUCCAAGUAGAAAAGCUAUGGUCAUGAACAGUGAAUUUCAUUGUUCGCUUAGUAAUUACGCUUAUGUUGUAGCACCAAAUAUCAAUGUUAAUCGAAUUUGUCUAAAACACGUAAUCAAUCCAGAAGUAAAAAUCUUGCUAAGCGAACCUGAUACACCUGAUCAAUGCUACUUAAAAUUAAUAUGCAAUUUAUGUAACAUUGACUAUGAUGCAUUCGAUAGCGAACAAACAAUAAAAAAUUUUUCAAAACAUUUAGUACGAGUGCAUGGUUAUUUUGCUGAAGCUCAUACAUGUGUUUAUUGUAAUAAGGAUUUUUCGUUUCAAGAGUUAUUAAAUAAAAGAUGGAUGCAUGAGUGUUAUUCUUAAAUAUUGUAUGUUGACAUUUAUGAUUGUUUUCAUUUAAAAACAUUGUGAUACUAUUGUAUAGUAAGUAAUACAAAUUAAUUGACUUUCAUAUAAUUGUAUUCAAUCUGUUUAUAGAAAAAUAGUCCUAAACAGCAGAGCUCCAUCAACAAAGUCAUGUUUGCUCUUAAUUUAUGCUUCGUAUUAUUUAUAUUCAAUUAGCGACCCGCCCCAGCUUCAAUGUUGAUACUAGAGAUACUACAGAAUGUCUUUAUAUACAAAAAUGUGUUUAUUUACGACAUCACAUUAGGAACCUCUAUAAUUAUCAAUGUUUCUCAUAUAAACCUUCCUCUUGAAUUACUUUAUCUAAAAAAAAAACGCAUCGAAAUCCGUUGUGUAGAAGAUGUAAGCAUGAAUAGGGACAGGCGAGGUGGAGCAGGGAAUGGUUUUUAAGUUAGGACUGGAUGAUUUGAUCCAAAUUUUAAGUUUUGGCUAUGUCUAUAGGUACUGUGAA